This is a messenger RNA of Gossypium raimondii (Peruvian cotton), 1011 nucleotides long. Its product is annotated as short-chain dehydrogenase/reductase SDRA. The transcript is spliced from 6 exons. Gene Ontology annotation, molecular function: oxidoreductase activity. NCBI's taxonomy places the organism in Eukaryota, Viridiplantae, Streptophyta, Magnoliopsida, Malvales, Malvaceae. The record is from RefSeq and is a predicted model, not a curated record. Bases 55 to 837 code for a protein of 260 amino acids.
AUAGAGCGUUGAGACAGGUAAUAACAGAAAGAAGACAACUCACUCUUCUUCGAAAUGGCGAAGAUGAUGGAUAUGGAAACCAAGAUUGGGAGGAGAUUUGAAGGCAAAGUUGCAAUCGUCACCGCAUCCACCCAAGGCAUUGGCUUCGCCAUCGCUGAGCGUCUCGGCUUGGAAGGAGCAUCUGUUGUCAUCUCUUCUCGCAAGCAGAAAAAUGUGGAUGAAGCAGUUGAAAAGCUUAAAAACAAAGGAAUUGAAGUGUUUGGAGUGGUUUGUCAUGUCUCAAAUGCACAACAUAGGAAAGAUCUUAUUCAAAAGACUGUUGAUAAAUAUGGAAAAAUAGAUGUGAUUGUAUCAAAUGCUGCUGUAAAUCCCUCUGUGGAUCCCUUGUUGCGAACCUUGGAAUCUAUCCUUGACAAGCUCUGGGAAAUAAACGUCAAAGCAACUGUACUUCUUCUACAGGAGGCAGCUCCUCACCUCCAAAAGGGUUCAUCCAUUGUUAUUAUUUCCUCGAUUGCUGGCUAUAAUCCACAGCCCGCUAUGGCUAUGUAUGGGGUAACUAAGACAGCACUUCUUGGAUUGACCAAGGCACUUGCAACUGAGAUGGCCCCUGUUACUCGCGUAAAUGCUGUCGCUCCAGGUUUUGUUCCUACCAACUUUGCAGCAUACAUCACAAAAGAUGAGGAUGUGAAGAAGGUUAACGAGGAAAAGACCUUACUUGGAAGGCUUGGUACCCCAAAAGACAUGGCUGCUGCAGCUGCUUUCUUGGCAUCCGAUGAUGCUUGUUAUAUUACAGGGGAAACUCUAAUAGUGGCAGGGGGAUUGCCCUCUAGACUCUAAGGAUACUUCUUUUACUAGCUAAUAAGUCCUUCCCUUACAGGAAAAAUUAAGGGAUACUUGUAGAGAUAUCUCGUCCUUUGUUCCUUAUUUUUUAUAACUAGAAAUAGUUGUCUUCAAUGGAACAGCUCUGACGGAGAUCAAUAAAUUUAAUAGGCUUCUCUUUCAAUUUAAUAA